Molecule: messenger RNA, 379 nt
Organism: Racocetra persica
Lineage: Eukaryota; Fungi; Glomeromycota; Glomeromycetes; Diversisporales; Gigasporaceae
Source: the annotation of a GenBank genome assembly
AUGCCAAAAAUUAUAUGCUUAUAUAAAGAAUCUUCUUUAAAUCAAAGAGAAAAAAAACAACAGUAUAUUUCAUAUUAUUUAGAUUUGAGUAUUUUAGAAAAUUUGGAUAUUUUGCGAAAUUGGCCUUUAGAUAAUAAUAUUAAAGGAAUUGUUCAUCAUACUUAUAAACAAGCCACUAUAUUAGCUAGAGAUAUUCUUGGGAUAGUGUUAAAUACACGAAUUCAUAACUUUGUAGCUAUUCUAGAUGAUGAUAAGAUUGAAAUAGAAAAUGAAAUCGAAGAACAACCUGCUAAACUUCAAAGAAAUAAUAAUUUACAAAUAACUGAAAGUAUUUUUAUAUCAGCAGCAGCUACAGAAAUUAAUGCUUGGGAUAAGUUUA